UCGGUGAGACGCUUUUGUUGUGCCAGUUGUCAGCGUACAAGACAAGUACAAGACGCGGUAAAAGUAACUGCACCAUGGCUGCCAAGACGAUCGACGGUGCUCGAGUGGUCGUCGAAGCCCUUCGGAAGCAGGGCGUGGAACACAUCUUUGGCGUGGUGGGCGUGCCCGUGUUCGAAGUUGCCCUGGCGGCUCAGCAGGCAGGCAUCAAGUUUGUUGGCAUGCACAACGAGCAAGCGGCAUGCUAUGCAGCUGGUGCCAUGGGAUAUCUUACCCGAAGACCUGGAGUAUGCCUCGUUGUCUCAGGUCCAGGGCUUGUUCAUGCCCUCGGUGGCCUAGCAAAUGCUCAAAUCAACGGAUGGCCCUUACUUCUGGUUGGGGGCUCCUGCGAACAAAACUUUGAAGGACUUGGAGCCUUCCAGGAGUUCCCACAGGUCGACGCCUGUCGCAGUUACACAAAGUAUACCUGCCGUCCCAGCUCUGUACAGCUCAUUCCCAUGCACAUUGAAAAGGCUGUUCGAGCAAGCCUUUAUGGUCGCCCAGGUGCCACUUACAUAGACCUUCCCGGAAAUAUGAUCAUGGCAGAGGUUCCCGAGGAAAGUGUGCUGGAGGUCACAAAGUGCCCCGACCCUCCACGGACUCUCGCUGAUCCACCAAAUGUGGCACAGGCAUUGUCACUGCUUAGAAAUGCCAAGAAACCACUCAUCAUUAUUGGAAAAGGGGCUGCAUAUGCUCGUGCUGAGAAGAGUGUACGUGAACUUGUGGAAUGCACGGGCCUGCCAUACCUGCCUACGCCAAUGGGAAAGGGUGUUUUGCCAGACAACCACCCACAAUGCAUAUCACCAGCAAGAUCCAAGGCGCUGCAAGAAGCUGAUGUCAUUUUGUUGCUGGGAGCACGACUCAACUGGAUGUUGCAUUUUGGACAGCCUCCACGUUUCAGCCCAGGUGUCAAAAUAAUCCAGGUUGAACUUUUCCAGGAGGAGCUGCACAACAGCAUUCCAGCAGCUGUUGCAUUGUCAGGCGACGUGGGAGCAGUGGCAGAACAGAUAUCCAGGUUGACCGCUGAGCAUGCCAAGGACCCAUGGCAGUACCCUGCUGAUACAGCCUGGUGGCAGGCACUGCGUGGCAAAGUUGCUGCCAAUGCGAAAACUGUUCAGGGUCUGUCAUCAUCGAAGGACAUCCCCAUGAAUUUUCACACAGCAUACAAGCAGAUAGCUGAUCUCAUGCCAGAUGAUGCAGUCAUUGUGAAUGAAGGAGCGAACACGAUGGACAUUGGACGGACAAUGCUGCCUAACUACCUGCCACGGCAUCGGCUGGAUGCUGGCACAUUCGGAACCAUGGGUGUAGGUGUGGGCUUUGCUGUCGCAGCAGCCCUGUGGUGCCAGACUCAGUCACCCUCGAAGCGGGUUGUCUGCAUUGAGGGUGACAGUGCCUUCGGUUUCUCAGCUAUGGAGAUGGAGACAGCCGCUAGGUACAAGCUUCCAAUAAUAGCCAUUAUUAUGAACAACUCUGGGAUCUACAAUGGCUUUGAUGGAGAAACCUGGGAUUCGUUCCUGCAGUCGGGAAUGCACCCUUGCAUCUCGCUCCCAGCUAACUCUCUUCAGCCAGGUGUCCGCUACGACCAGAUGGCUGCCAUGUUUGGUAGCAAGGGCUUCAACGUAACUACGCCUGAGGAGCUUCGAGCUGCCUUUACGGAGGCCCUGGCCACCACUGACCGACCAACCAUUAUCAAUGUUGUCAUUGAUGGCAUGGCUCAGAGAAAGCCUCAGGAAUUUGAGUGGCACACCAAAUCCAAGAUGUGAUGUGUACUUGACCGUUAGAGCUGGUACUGUGCAAUAUAUUUUACAAUUUUUGCUUUCACCUGCUCCACAACAUAGCUGCUUGCACUGAAGUCUAGUAACUGUUUGCUUUACAUACUCACAGGGUAGGUUUACAAAUUAUAGAGAUAUGUAAUAUCUCAUUUUCUGGAUGUAACAGUGCUGGUCACUGGUACUAUGUUUCAGUGCUUUUAAUGUAAGGGAGAUGUAGUAUUUUUAUAUGAAAUAAAAAAAAUUUAUGCAUUUGAUAGAAAUAUUUUGACUUACUUGAUUUGAUGAAAACAUACGGGCAACUUUUGUUGUGGUUGUCACAUAUCGUAGCCCUGCUUAUUCUUCCGAGUUCUCUACCCUACUGCAAUUAAUUUUUAAGCAAGUUGUAAUGGCUGAAGAGUUUUGGACAGGAGCUUUACCGAGGCACACAUUGCAUAAGAGGAAUCUUAGUGAUGAUCUUGCUUAGGCCACUAGAGUACUGUUAUCAACAGCAUUGCAAUUGUCAUGACUCAUCAGCUACAGGGAAAAUAAACCGCAGUGAACAACUAUUCAGUGAACAAGUUCUUGGUUUUCAGUAACACAAGUUCCCUGAGCCUGUCAGAACACACACAUUGUGGCUACCACUAGCUGUGCCUUGCACUACAAGCAGCUUCUGCUACUGCAGCAACUUGGGAAUCUGGUGGGAAGCAGUAUAAGUAGUUUGAAGGCACAGACACCUUCUGCCAGUCAUAUGGGGUCAGUAGUAGUGCACUAACACUCUUGAUGCAACUGAACAGAAAAGAAUCAUUAAGCUUCCUGUAUUAUUGUUUAGAUUUAUGGAAUCACACAGGAGCAAAGACAGAUAAGGCGAGAGCUGCUACCAACUGUCAUUAAAUGUUGUCAGUAGAUGGUAUGCAACAAAGCAAGUACAUGUGCAGACUUGCAAAGCCUACUGGUACAAGAGACCUGGAUAUCACAAGUUGCAGCAAGGUCAUUUUUCAGAACAUCCUGGAGAAUGCUGAACUUGUGAGGCAUGCUGGGCCAUUUAAUAAUUGUGUCUGAGAUUGCAAGCACUGCAGUGACUAUGUACAGUACGAAGUUCAUCCGUUUUCUGACUUACAAAGAGGGGAACAACAUCUCCUUUUCACACACUCCUCAGUGAACGUGCGGCAGGUUUUUGUCGGAGAGUGCACUCUACCUCGAUAUAAUGCUGUCCGGACGAAUUGUCGGAUGGCCAUAAUAAUUAGCCUAUUUUAUGUAUCGCUGGCAUAAGACGGGUAAUUGGAAUAGUCAGAUACAAUGGAGUAAACAUAAUGUUUAGUUGGCCAUGCUUCUUGUCAGUGAGUACUCUACUGCUGUAACAAAAUAAUAAAUUCAUAGCUUGGCAUAGCAUCAGUAAAAAAUGGGCACUCUCUCCAACAAUGACGCCCUACUUAAUGACAGGCCAAGGUAAUGCCAGUUGCACUUUUGUUAACUUCGGAUCCAUUUCUUCAUGGGCUGAUUGAUUGAUUGAUCAUCACAGUGUAACGGUUGAAUAAAUAGAUGAAAUCGUCUUUUCCUUAGUGGUGCAGGUUGUCUUCAAGAAAAAAUUAAAAUUUGGUGCAUUGGGCUGUCUCGUGACGUGUGGUCUACUGCUGGCGACACCCUUACCACUCCAUAUGGGUUGCACAUUCUAUCGCCGGAGCCCUCUGGACUGAAAUGUGCAGUUGUGACAAGCCGCUCUGCAGCAGGUGCCUGUGAUGACCACUUGUCCGUCUGGUUCGCAUUAGAAGAAACCAGCAUUGCACCAAAUUUUGGCCUCAAAUCACCAUGGUGGCAGUGGAAGGAAGUUGUACUGUGGAGGGAAGGUUUACAGAGCAGAGACAGCGGGAACUCGUCUCCGCUAGCUGUUGCGAGUUCUUGUGAAACUCAACAAUCUUUUUGGACUGAAGAUGGACUUAGUAUGCUAGGUAAGGGUUAAUGUCACCAAGAGAAUUCGACUGAAUCACUUCAAGACAUUGUAGCUCCGCCUAAAAAUUAUUGCAAAAAAAAGUGUUCGCUAAAAAGUGCAACAGCCAGU
Dermacentor silvarum is the source of this 3843-nucleotide messenger RNA. It is a transcript of the gene Hacl, whose product is annotated as 2-hydroxyacyl-CoA lyase 1. The record is from RefSeq and is a predicted model, not a curated record. Bases 75 to 1799 code for a protein of 574 amino acids. The transcript has 18 exons. NCBI's taxonomy places the organism in Eukaryota, Metazoa, Arthropoda, Arachnida, Ixodida, Ixodidae. Gene Ontology annotation, cellular component: peroxisome. Gene Ontology annotation, biological process: fatty acid alpha-oxidation. Gene Ontology annotation, molecular function: magnesium ion binding; catalytic activity; thiamine pyrophosphate binding.